This is a messenger RNA of Actinia tenebrosa (Australian red waratah sea anemone), 1728 nucleotides long. RefSeq lists its product as uncharacterized. The record is from RefSeq and is a predicted model, not a curated record. NCBI's taxonomy places the organism in Eukaryota, Metazoa, Cnidaria, Anthozoa, Actiniaria, Actiniidae.
CUUUCCUUCUGCCCUUUCUUCGUUGUGUUUGGUGAGGAGACAUUGUUUGUUUUACGUCCGGCCCGUAUUCAAAAUACGAUGUCUUUACUAAUAAUUUACGGGCUGUAGUAGCAUCGCAAGUGCUCCAAAACGGUCCUUUACAAUUGCUCGAGGUCAAGAGAAUCUUAUUUUGCCUGGACAUUCCUUCAAAAGGAUUUUUGGUAUAAAGAUGUGGCGAAAUCAACGAUUGACCAACAGGACAAACAAACCCCCGAUUAUAUGCCGUGUUUCCGUCUCGAUCUUAACCUUCGUUGUUAUAUCAGUUAUUUACUACAAGAUAAGCCUUCAUAACUUCGCUUGGUAUAGCAGAAACACAAAUGAACCGUGUAUGACUCCGAAGAAAAAUAUGGACGAUUUGCUGGCACUAACGAGAGAUACAAGCACCGUGUUGAACAAGUUGGGCAUUCAUCAUUUUCUUGCCUAUGGAAGCCUUUGGGGAGGACUGCGAUAUAAUGCUCCACUACCAUGGGAUAAUGACUUUGAUUUUGGUGUUUUAUACAAUGAAAUCAUUCAACACUCUGACGAGGAAAUCAUCAAUGAAUUCAAAGCAUAURGAAUCAAAUGUUACUACUCCAAUCGGUUUGGAUUUUAUCGUGUAACCAGAGAUACAGCUAGGGGAGAUAUCAUGGUCUACAGAGACUUUUACAAUAGUGGAUGGAUGCACCGCACAGGAUGGGAGGCGUACCUCUUCUUCGUUAAUUACAGACACUUCCAUAUGUUUCCAGCUCGACUGGUUAACUUACCAAUGCCUGAGAUUAAGUUUGGUUAUAGUAAUAUCUCUAUACCCCACGGGAAGAUAGAACUACAGAAGUACCACUACCCGAAUGACUGGUGGCUUGUGGGUAAACCAAGAGGCUGCUAGUUCUUCUGUACAUUAGAGUAACUUUUGUAUGAGUGGGAAGCGAUAUCGCAAAUUUCAUAAUUAUAAUCUAGCUGUACUACAUCUUACCACGUCUGUAACUACAUAUUGUGUUCAAAUGCAGGGCUUACAAUAAUAGCUGGUCAUUGGACAAGGUACUGGUUCAAUCUUUGCCUAGUGCCAUUUUGAUCAAAAAUGUUGAGCCAGUAUAACCAAGCUUAAAAUUAUUUGGCCAGUAAAUCUUAACUGGCAACUGACUGGCUGAUAUUUAAGCCCUGGUAUGAUUUGCAAUGGAAAUAAUUUCAAUGUUCAGGCAUUUUGUGCCAUGUCCCCGCUGAGAGUCAGUACCAUAUGUUUCCCACUCAUGAAAUGCACUUCUAAAGAUUAUACUUUAUUAAUUAGGUUGUUAGAACAAAAUGACUUAAUGACAGAGAUUGCAAAAAGAGUUAUUAGUUACACUGGGCUGUCACAAUUGGAACUUAUUUGGUCAAAUCUUUGCCUUGCCUGUGGGUCAUUUGGACCAGUAACAUUGAGCUAGAAAUGAGUUAUAUAUUUGACAAAUAGAAUAUGUGAAUUCAUGAUUAUAGAAUAUUUGAUUUAUACUGGUAGUAAUUUAUACCAAAAAUUUAUCUGAUCUGUUAAGCUUAAAAGCCUUAAGAUCAGUGAUUAUGUAAAUACACACAGAAAGAUUUUAUACACAUAGAUCUAGUAUUAAAUGGAAAACACUUGUUCACAAACAUGAUUAUUUUUACCUGGCACUUGGCACUGUCUACACGGUGUCUCAUGUUUAAACUAGUGGUGAAAAUUUCCAAAUAAAAAGAUGUCUUGAA